AUAUAUUCCUUAAUAUUCUCUGUUCAGAUUCUAAAGGGUUCCUAAAGUACGCCGAAUCAGGAGAGAGAGAGAGAGAGAGAGAGAGAGAGAGAGCAUAAGCAAAGUCGUGUAUCAUAAUAUUGCUUUCUUCUUCAUCGUCGAAAAAAAAAAGAUGGUAAAUUGCUGGUGCUUCUCUGGCGGCGGAUCCACAGAAAAUCAGAUUCAUGAGAUAACAGAUUACGGGGACAGAGAUGCUGUGCUGUAUCCCCAGUUAGAAACGGUCGGAUUCGGAAGUGGUCUUGAAGGCUUUGGAUCUGUUUGUUCUUUGCCCGGAACCAAAGGGCUCAACCAAGACUCCGCACUUCUCCAUCCCGGAUUCGGAAUAGGAGGAGAAGCAUCAUUGUGCGGAGUGUUUGAUGGGCAUGGAGAAAACGGUCACCUUGUGAGCAAGAUCGUGAGGAAUGAGUUACCCGCCAUCUUGUCGGGAAAUAUGAACACUUGGCCGGAAAAACAGUGGAAAGAAAUCUGCCACGAUACGUUUUCUACGAUGGACAAACGGAUUCUUAAGCGAAAAAAGACUCUCGAUUGUUCUUCGAGCGGGACUACUGCUGUUCUUGCUCUUCGUCGGGGAGAAGAAUUGAUGAUAGCCAAUUUGGGUGACUCAAGGGCUGUGAUGGUGAUGGCGGGAACCAAUGAGAACGAAGACGCAAGGGCACUUCAAUUGACCAAUGAUCUCAAGCCAAGUGUCCCCAGUGAAGCAGAGAGAAUAAGGAAAAGCAACGGCAGGGUUUUAGCCCUUGAAGCAGAACCUAACGUCCACAGAGUGUGGUUGCCUUUCAAAGACUAUCCGGGACUGGCAAUGUCUCGAGCAUUAGGCGAUUUUGUCCUAAAAAACUACGGCGUUAUCCAAUUCCCCGAGGUCUUUACGCAUCGUAUCACUUCCGACGAUCGAUUCUUGGUUCUUGCUUCCGAUGGGGUGUGGGAUGUUCUUAGCAACGAAGAAGUAGCGACGGUUGUGGUGGCAGCCGAGAGCGAAAAGGUGGCGGCCAAUGCGGUGGCUAAAGCGGCGGCUGAGGCGUGGAAGAUGAAGUUUCCGGCGGCCAAAGUUGACGACAUAUCCGCUGUGUGUCUCUCUUUGAACCAGAAGCAAUCAACAUCCAUGUAACUUAUUGUCACACUUAAUAUAUAUAUAUAUAUAUGUAUGAUCCACUUGUGUGUUGUGUGAGGGCGUGUAUGUAUAUGCAACGAAUUUUUUGUUAGAAUUAUUCCGUAAAUAUUUCUGAAAUUUGUUUGUAUGCAAAUUUGAGAUUAGUUGGGUGAAAUAUUGAGUUUUAAA
Messenger RNA from Tarenaya hassleriana, 1315 nucleotides. RefSeq names its product probable protein phosphatase 2C 61. Gene Ontology annotation, biological process: protein dephosphorylation. Gene Ontology annotation, molecular function: protein serine/threonine phosphatase activity. The transcript is spliced from 5 exons. Bases 152 to 1144 code for a protein of 330 amino acids. NCBI's taxonomy places the organism in Eukaryota, Viridiplantae, Streptophyta, Magnoliopsida, Brassicales, Cleomaceae. The record is from RefSeq and is a predicted model, not a curated record.